This is a messenger RNA of Naegleria fowleri, 1731 nucleotides long. RefSeq lists its product as uncharacterized. NCBI's taxonomy places the organism in Eukaryota, Heterolobosea, Eutetramitea, Acrasida, Naegleriidae. The record is from RefSeq and is a predicted model, not a curated record. The transcript has 4 exons. The coding region runs from base 1 to 1731 and encodes 576 amino acids.
AUGGAUGUGGCUCAGAAAUAUCCAAAUCAACCCCAUUAUACUCUUUCUUACACAGAUGUUACUUUACCAUCUGUGACUUUUAUUAGUUUGAUUAAUUCCAAACCCACUUCAAAGGUGUCAGCUGUCAAUGGUGGUUUCACCUAUGAUUGGUAUUUGGGAAUUGACAUUAGUGUCUCCUCAAUCUCUCGUUAUUUAAAGGAGGUCAUUGAGGUGAUUCCAGGAUCCUUUGUAUUUGUCAUUGAGUUGCAAACUGAUUAUAUUAUUGCUUCGAGUUUUCCUUCCAUUCCAGUGACCUCUUGGGAUAGUCAAGGAAAUGAAAUUAGAAAAACUGCCUUGUCAUUUGACAAUCCUCAAGUGAAUGAUGUUGGCCGUUUGGUCUACUCUCAUUUCAAUAACCAACUCCAAACUCUUGGAUGUGGAAAUUACACUCUUCUCAACUAUGGCACCACAUAUUUCAAUAUUUAUCGAUACUGUAAUGCAGAAGGAAUUGACUUGUUGUUUGUGUAUUCAGUUCCUCAAUGGCACUACUUGCAAAAUAUGAUUAUUGCUGUCAUUGUCGCGCUAUUUUCAAGUUUGAUUAUUGUUGGUGGUGGCAUUGUCUUAGGUGUUUGGUUUUCCAUGAAAAUGAUCAAACCCAUUCUUAAUUUAGUUUCACUUUUUGAAUCCGUUUCCAAUAUGGAUUUGGAUUCCAUCGAUAUUGCAACUUCUUCACUUUCUGAAGUGUUUUUAUUACAACAACACUUUAAAUACAUGGUGAAUAAGAUGAGACAAUAUCGUUGCUUUAUUCCACCACAUUUACUUGCUCAAUUAGAUCAUUCACAAUCCUGCACUGAUUUGAAACAUUCAAGUUCUUCCAAAAUAGUCACAAAGCAAAGUUUCCUCUCUGAGGCCAAACAGUCGUCGUCAUCUUCUUCGGGUGUGUUGGAACGAGGUCGACGACGAUCUUCAGGAGUUGGAAGUAUUCAAUCCAUGUUCAAGUUGUCACUUGAGAAACGGUCGUUCACUUCUUCGGCAUUUCACAUUAAUGGAUUGGAUCGAGCUUUGGACACUCUUGAAUCUCUGUCAGAUGUCACUUCAUUGUUGCAUGACUUUUUUGACAUUGUGCACAAAACAAGUUCUCAAUCUUCGAGCCAUUUGGAAAAUUUCGGAGGAAAUUCAAUCACUGUUUCUUGGAAUUUGACAAGUAACGUUUCCAAUCAUGAAGAAAAAUGCAUCACCUUUUCAGCAGUUAUUUUGGAAAAACUUCAAAACCUUCUUUCCACAAAAUGGAUGAAAUAUGAAAAUUUGUAUUUGAAUUUCAUUGUUGCUUCUAGUUUCUCAGUAUUUGGAAGUCACAAGGCAAACAUGGAAAAGUUAAUCCAACAUGCUCACAAAUUGAAUGUUCCAUUUGUGACCACCAAAUGUGUUGGAGAAAAAAUCAAGCAUUCACGAAUGUUAAGAUUUAUCGGUCACAAGAAGCUGCUUGACGACGGAGAAUAUGUUCCAUUCCUUAAAAGGAAAUCAUUAGAAAAAACUGAAAUUUAUCAAGUGGGUGAUAGUAAUCAAUACGACAUGGAUGAAUGGAUGUAUGAAUUGGAACAGCAGCAGAGAAAAGAACGAUGGACUCAAUACAAUGCAGCUUGUGAGAAAUAUCUUGCAAAGGAUUAUGAAAGUGCGAAAGAACUCUUUCAAGCCUAUUUGAAAGAUCAUCCACAAGAUUUGGCUACCAUUUUCAUGUUGAAGAAGUGUUGA